GGGACACUCUGAACCGGUUGCAAACCAAUUACAAAGUGAGUUCGUAUUUCCCACCAUCGACCUGUGGCACACUAUCAUUUGAAACUUUUGAUUCCCAAAAUCUAGUGGAGGAGAUGCCUGGGAUCGACAUAAAUUGAAUAAUAUUCAAGGGAACUGUUUACCCUCAACAAUUUAAACCACCUCAACUACCAAUUAACCUAUUGGUCAACCCGAACUAUUAACCAAACAAUCGAACGCCUCACAACGAAACAAGCACCCAACUACUGUAUCAGCCACCGACUCUUACCACAAACCAUCUUCUCACCCAAACUACCAAUCGACCCCACAAACCAACCAAACUACAAAUUAAGUUAACCAGCCAUUUGAUUUUACUGCUGAACCCUUUUGUGCAGAACACACCCACGUGCGAGUGAGCAGAGCCAUUGCGCGUUGGUGGUUUAAGAUAAUAUUUUGCAUGCAGGGUAUACUGUACUGUCCUGAUCCUCCCCCUCACGCCAAUCAAACAAACGGUCAUCCAAACAGUGUUUAAUGCUGCUCUUUUGACGUUUGUCAGGCAUAAUAAAACUAAAAUAUAUAGAAUGCAUUAAUCCAUUUUUACUAUCAUCUAAGGACGAUUAGUGAAGAUAAAAUCCUGUGGUGCUUCACUUUGGGCAUUUUCCGACUCGUCUUGUGAUUGGCCGACGCGUCUCUGACGUAUUGAUGCACUGUCCCAAGAUUUUCCGCUAUUAACUAAGCAAAACCCCUCUAAACCGAGUGAAAUUGGUCAUAGGAGGUGACUCCGUGAUCUUCCAUGAAUGGGGUCCCAUCUGUUAUACAGUCCUGUGUAGCUAAUCCCGAUAACUAGCUAACAAUCAACAAACGGCGACAAACGGUUUUAGCCUUGAUCUUAUGGUGCGAUGCAGGGGUCAUUAUAUAGUAAUGCUCUGGAUUCACACGUUCUGUUAUUUUAAUUAACUUAUAAGACAUUUCACUGACACGGUGAUACUCGUGACUAAACUGCGGCACUUCCGGAUAUUCUGUGACGGGUUUAUGCGUCUCUGCUUUGACGUCAGUCGUUGGUACUUCCGGAUAUCCAAUGAUUGGCUGACUCGUCUCCCUCUGACGUAGUUUAUUUUGCAUCAAGAUGGCGAUCCACCUGUUUCCAUAACGGCGAUCAUCUCUGCGUUUUCCCCAGGAUUUGGUCAAUUCAAGCCGAGUGAGAAUUGUUAUUAAGGGCCUCCGUCCACUAUGUCCACGGAGGAGCUUUCAGCCUCGGAUAGCGAGGCCGCCGUGGCCGGCGCCGGCGAGCGCUGGGCGCCGGUAGGCGCCGUGGCCAACCCCGAGGAGGAGCGCGCAAACUGCGGCCAGUCGAGGGGAAGAGCAUCGGUCGGCGGAGGCGACGUCGACGAGGAAAUGGCGGGGCGACUGAUGAAGCUGGAAGAGGAGCAGGAGCUCCUCAACUCGUCGCUGCUCGCCCUUACGUCGCACUUUGCCCAGGUGCAGUUCCGACUCAAGCAGAUCGUCCACGCGCAGAGCGACGAGAAGGAGAAGAUGCUCACCGAGCUAGAGGAGUUCGCCUUCCGGGGAUGCCCGCAUGUGCUCGGCUGCGGACCCCGUGACGCCCAGCACCUCCACAACACGGAGGACCUGAGCGAGCGGGAGAAGCGCGAGCGUUUGGAGGCUCAGCGGGAGAAGCAAAAAGAUCUCAUCUUCCAGCUCAAGACGCAGCUGGACGACCUGGAGCACUUUGCCUACCAGGAGGGCAGCUACGACUCGCUGCCGCAGUCGGUCGUCAUGGAGCGGCAGAAGGUCAUCAUCGACGAGCUGAUCAAGAAGUUGGACGUCAACCUGAAUGAGGACAUCGGCAACUUGUCGCCCGAGGAGCUGCGACGGCGAGUGGACGCCGCCAUCGCGCAGAUCGUCAAUCCGGCGCGGGUGAAGGAGCAGCUGGUCGAGCAGCUCAAGACGCAAAUUAGAGACCUGGAGAUGUUCAUCAACUUCAUCCAGGAUGAGGUGGGCAACCCUCUUUUGUGUGACGGCACGCACAGUCAGCAGCCUCUAGCGGCCUCUGCCAAGACCAGAACCGCUAGAGGGACGAGGACUGCGGACCCGGAACAGGCGCAGCGGAUGCGCGAGACAGGCCUGCAGCUGAUCCAGAAGGCUCUGGCCGUGCUGCAGAUCUUCGCUGCCAGCCAGUUCGGCUGCUCGGCCGGCCAGGCGCCGUCGGGCAUGUGGCCUCAAGACUCGGCGCAGCGCGAUUAUGGUCCUCUCCUCCGCCGUCUGGAGGCAACCGUGGACAAGGUUCGCGUUCUGGGCUCGCACCGCCAGGCUGGCCCGGAUCACGUGGUCAACUACACCGGGAACUCGGCUCUGGGACCGCGCGAUGAGCUGACUGCAUGUGUACGCAGGGAACUGGCCCUGGUUCUCAAAGACUUGCUGGCUCAUGGUCUGGUUUCGCCUUCCCAGACUGUCAGCCUGGUUCUGGCGCCCAUCUCCUGCUUGCUGCCCCACCGGACCACCGGGCCCCAAACCAUACACCCUUGGGAGCUCUUCGUCAAGUACUACCACUCGAAAAACGGCAAGGCCUUUGCAGAGUCGCCCGCCCGCCAGCUCUCGCAGUCCUUCAGCCUGCCGGUAGGGGGCGGUCCGGUUACCGUUACCCCUAAACAAUCCCUCCUGUGGGCCAUCCACACGGUUCUGAAGGAGCACGGGCGCUACAAGCGAGGCCCCGACACGGAGUUCAAGGCGCUCGUGUGCAUGGCGCUCAACGAGCAGCGGCUGGUGUCGUGGCUCAACCUGCUGUGCAAGGCGGGCACGCUGGUGCACCCGCACUACCUGGCGUGGAGCUACAUGGCGCAGACCGGCUUCGAGGGUGCCCUCCGCAUCCUGGGACGCAUCAGUCACCUCAAGUUCGACCUGCCCGUUGACCUGGCCGUGCGGCAGCUCAAGAACAUCAAGGACGCUUUCUGACCACGCCAAAUGCAAUCAGUCAAGAAGACGUUAGCGUUGGGGUGCGCAAAACAUUUUGCCCCGCGGCUGACAUGCGGCCCAGCCAACAUUUACAUUCUAUAAGAAUCCCGAAAUUGUUGUUGCAUUAAGACAUUUCGUUUUUCGAAAAUGAGUUACUUAAAAUCUAUUUAUUCAUUGUUUGUUUGUUUUUUUAAUAGUGUCUCUCAUUAUACCAUUGGUUAGUUGUAAAAAUUACAAUUUAUCCUUGAACUAUGUUGUAUUUAUUUGAUCAAAUAAUUGGUUAAUUAUAAUAACAUUGAUAUAAAUAGAAAAAAAGAGUGAUGUUUUAAAACUAAUAACAUUACAACUGACAGAUAAUUAGUUUACAAUUACCAGAAUGGCUGACUAUCCAAAAAUGAGGCGCUAGCACAGUGACUGACUUUGCUGCUUUUUUUUUUUUGUUUCAUUUAAAAAUGUUUUGUGAGAUGAUUGUAUGGGAACACGAUACUGGUUGCGGCAAGUAUCUUCUCAUGAAUGUCAACGCUGUAGUUGCUAUUCAAGUGCUACCUCCACGUGUGUAGCAGGUUUUAAAUUGCUUAGACUGACACCAGCAACGAAUCAGUGUGCAAAUGUAGCACCGAAUGUUGUUUUUGCCCUGCUAUCUUGGUACUUAUGUACAGAAAAAAAAUCAUAAUUUAUUGGGUCAUAUCGGCAUAUAAACACAGCUGCCACACUGAAUCAUGAAUAUGUAGCUACGUUCUUUUGAUUUCUUUAUCCUAAACAUUAAUAAUACACAUGCAGUAGUUUGCUGUGUCACGUUCCUGUCAUGUCGUUGUAAACUUUGUAUGUGUGAUAAACCCCGGAGCUGCUCAUGGGUUUUCUUGCUUUUUUUUCUGCAGAUUUUACACCCUGAAUUCAAAAUACACUACAGAAAGGCAA
Messenger RNA from Hippocampus comes (tiger tail seahorse), 3867 nucleotides. It is a transcript of the gene rundc1, whose product is annotated as RUN domain containing 1. NCBI's taxonomy places the organism in Eukaryota, Metazoa, Chordata, Actinopteri, Syngnathiformes, Syngnathidae. Bases 1228 to 2949 code for a protein of 573 amino acids. The transcript has 6 exons. The record is from RefSeq and is a predicted model, not a curated record.